Messenger RNA from Etheostoma cragini (Arkansas darter), 1998 nucleotides. RefSeq names its product follistatin-related protein 1-like. The transcript has 11 exons. Gene Ontology annotation, molecular function: protein binding; calcium ion binding. NCBI's taxonomy places the organism in Eukaryota, Metazoa, Chordata, Actinopteri, Perciformes, Percidae. Bases 243 to 1178 code for a protein of 311 amino acids. The record is from RefSeq and is a predicted model, not a curated record. Gene Ontology annotation, biological process: multicellular organism development; regulation of BMP signaling pathway; cell differentiation.
GUUUAACUAAGAACACACACACACUUUCCUCUGUUCCUCCCCUCUAUUCUUUUUGGGCAUUUUGAUUGGCCGCGGCGGAGACAGGAGGAGGGAGGAGAGACUGACGGGCUGGCACAAAUUCCUCAGCGCUCCUCGAAUUUCUUGAAAUCACGUCUCUCCUGUUCGCCUUCGCCCCGACUAACAUCCAGACCAGCUCCCCUCCUCCUCCGUGCACAUAACCGAGCCGAGCAGCUUUAACAAAAAUGAUGUUGCGAAGUGUCGCUCUUCUCCUUCUGCUGGCCGUGGCUGUCUCUAACGCUGAGGAGCUGCAGAGCAAGAGCAAAGUGUGCGCCAAUGUGUUCUGUGGGGCCGGCAGAGAGUGUGCUGUUACAGAGAAGGGGGAGCCCAGCUGUCUGUGUAUAGAGAGCUGUAAGCCCCACAAGAGGUCAGUGUGUGGCAGCAAUGGUAAGACCUACAGGAAUCACUGUGAGCUCCACAGGGACGCUUGUCUGACGGGCUUGAAGAUACAGGUGGCCCAUGAUGGACACUGCCAUGAGAAGAAAGCAGAGCAGGCAGCUGCCAGCCCUGUGGUUUGCUACGCUGCUGACCGCAAUGAACUGAGGAGUCGUGUGGUCCAGUGGCUGCAGACUGAGGUUGUCCCAGAUGGCUGGUUUGCCAAGGGAUCCAACUUCUCUGACAUCCUGCUCAAAUACUUCAAGUCAUAUGACAAUGGUGAUUCUCAGCUGGACUCCUCAGAGCUGCUCAAAUUCAUCCAGCAGAAUGACUCAGUUGUGGAGUUGCAGUCCUAUGCAGACCAGGAGAGUAACAAGCUGCUCAGGAGCCUGUGUGUGGAUGCCCUCAUUGAGCUCUCUGAUGAAAACGCAGACUGGAAACUGAGCUUUGAUGAGUUCCUGAACUGCCUGAAGCCUGGCUUCAAUCCACCAGAGAAGAAAUGCGCCUUGGAGGAUGAGACAUAUGAGGACGGAGCAGAGACUCAAGUAGAGUGUAACCGAUGUGUUUGUGCAUGCGGUAACUGGGUCUGCACUGCUAUGACCUGCACUGAAAAAACAGCAGCUGUGGAUGAGUCAGCAGAUGCUGGGGCGGAGAUGACUGAGGAGGAGUGGAAUCUCCGUGUGGCUGAGCUCAACAAGCACCAGGAAACAGUUCAGAAGAUGAAGACCAGCACAAAGGAGGCCUAAAAAAGGACGAAAUGAAGGAGAGGAUGCAUGUCAUCCCCCUUCCUCCAUACUUGAUUGACCUUGCGGCCAUGUGUGGUUAUUAGACUGACUUUUUCAUGUUUCUCUGCUAUUUUAAUUAUUAUACAUGUUUUACAAGUGUUUGUGUUGAUGUUUGUUAGAUUCAGGGGCUAUCAAAGAGUAUUAUAGGAUUCCCUUGUGUUCAGUACUGUCAUAUUUGAUUGUAUUACUGCGCCUCUACAUUAGCCCUGGGGCUAUUUCUACGACAAUCCAUAUAUUUUUACAGUUAUUAUGAAAAAAAACUGUCAAGUUGUCACUGUUUUGGAAUAUGGAAGUCAUUGUUUUAUUGGAGUAGAGAGUUAGCUGACUACUUGACACCUAGUGCAGCACGUUUUACCAGCUUGGUUAAAAGGACCUGUUUUAAGAGGGUAUAGCUACUAGUGACUUUCUUUUUUUUUUGCCAUUUAGAACUGCCACCAUAGGCCACUACUUGACCAAUGCAAUUGUCUUUUCUUUCUGUCUAGCUUUCUUAGGGUUUAGUUUAUCACAAGCCUGAAAUGUGUUUGUAUCUUACUGCAAAGUAUUAAUUUUGCUGCAAAAUAGUUUGCUUCUAUGUACAAUAUGUUAAUCGACUUGAGUUGGAACUCAUCUUGUUCCCAUGUUAUGCUCAGGCAAGUCUCUCUGGUGCUUUUUAUGUUAAACAUUCUGAGACUUAAGACAUAGUGGCCAAGCAAUCAAUAUGGAGCAGCACAACUGCACCCAGAUGAGACCGGAUCUUUGAAUAUAGCAUGAUGAAAACUAAAACCAAAGUCUUAAUGAAGUG